GCCCGCCCCUGCCACCCCCGGCGCGGUAAGAUGGCGGCCGCGGCUCAGGCGCUGAGCGGCUCCGGGCUGCUCCUGGCCGCUGCCGCCCUCGCCCUCCUGGCCGUGGCCAUCGGCACCGAUUCCUGGUACGAGACGGACGCGCGGCGGCACCGUGAGCGCUGCCGCGGCUUCGGCCACAAGCGCAGCGACCCGCCCGGCUCCAUGUCGGCGCCCAGCUCGCACCUGCCGCUCCGCGCCCGGCCCCCGCGGGCCCUGCUGCCCGGGCGGCCCCCGGCCCCCGCCCCGGCCGCUGCCGCCGCCGCUCUGGACUCGCACUGCGGUCGCCGCUUCAACUCCACCGUCUCGGGGCUCUGGAGGCGCUGCCACCGCGCGGGCUACGAACCGGACAGCGAGGAGCUCAUCCGGAAAGGAGUUAUUCAGCGCUGCACUGCUGUGAAGUACCACUACACCUCCAGCUCUCUGCCUCGCAACCUGCCCGUCAACAUCACAAACACCAUCCGGCAGGACGAGUGGCACGCGCUCCAUCUGCGGAGGAUGACAGCAGGCUUCAUUGGCAUGGCAGUCUCCAUCAUCCUGUUUGGGUGGAUCAUUGGUGUGCUGGGCUGCUGCAAACAGCAGGAGCUCAUGCAGUACGUGGCUGGGCUGCUCUUCCUCAUGGGUGGCACGUGCUGCAUCAUCUCACUCUGCACCUGUGUGGCUGGGAUCAAUUUUGAGUUGUCCCGCUACCCUCGCUACGUCUAUGGGCUGCCAGAGGACAUCAGUCAUGGCUAUGGCUGGUCCAUGUUCUGUGCCUGGGGGGGCCUGGGCCUCACGCUGCUGGCUGGGUUCCUCUGCACAUUGGCCCCAUCACUCAACACUUCCCGGGCAUCCGUACAAAAACCCAGACAGGAAAAUGGGGCUGUGUGACCACAGCGGGAGCGAGGAGAGACUCUGGAAAGUGCGGUCUGGGCAGAGCUGUGUGGAGAGCUGAGCCAGAGCUGUGGGACUA
Messenger RNA from Calypte anna (Anna's hummingbird), 988 nucleotides. RefSeq names its product transmembrane protein 178B. Lineage: Eukaryota; Metazoa; Chordata; Aves; Apodiformes; Trochilidae. The record is from RefSeq and is a predicted model, not a curated record. Gene Ontology annotation, cellular component: membrane.